GAGACAGAACACAGUGCGAAACAAUAACUCUCAGGCCCUGCAAUUCAAAGCCUCUUACCCACCAUUUUUCUGGGCUCAAAAUUGAAAGUCAUUGCCAUUUGCCAAGUUUUUCUGAGGCUUGGGCUGAGCCUAACCAGUUUUGAAAAAGUCUUGCAAGGCAAGAACUUGCUAGAAAACUCCUGCCUGGUGACAAGGAGAAGCCGAACCCAAGUUUGUUUUAUUUUUGAUAUUCGAUCUAAAAAUCUAAUGGCUUCGCAAUUUCUGGCAGCAGCGGCGGAGAAAUUUGGACCUGCCAUCAGGCGUCAGGCCCUCACCUUAACCGACGCGGCGGCUUCUAGAAUACGCUAUCUAUUGCAGCAGCGCCAACGGCCUUACCUCAAGCUCGGUGUCAAGGCUCGCGGCUGCAAUGGCUUAUCCUAUACCCUCAAUUACGCUGAUGAGAAAGGGAAAUUUGAUGAAUUGGUUGAGGAAAAGGGUGUAAAGAUACUGAUUGAUCCAAAAGCUCUCAUGCAUGUUAUUGGCACUAAGAUGGAUUUUGUUGAUGACAAACUGAGGUCUGAGUUCAUAUUUAUUAAUCCAAACUCUAAAGGCCAAUGUGGUUGUGGUGAAUCUUUCAUGACAACAACUACUGCUGGAGCUGCUAAGCAAGGUAGCAGCAGAUAAAGACUUGUGAUGGGUCAAGAUAUUAUACUAACCCAUUGUUUCAUGUUCUCACUAUGCGCUGAUGGUAUAUAGCAAAACGCUCAUGUGAGACCACACCUGGUUUCAUCAGCAGAUGGUGCUAUUACGGGCUUUCAAAUUUAUAUCCUAUACUAAAUAUAAAGCUGAUUAUAUCGUCAUUCACGUUGCGUCACUGUGACAUAAAUCACCCAUUUAAAUUACUUUCCCGGAAUGUUUGUUAUCGGAAACAUCCAUGUACUGUUAAUAUGUAGAAAUAAUAAAAUGGAUUUUUUUUUGUAA
Molecule: messenger RNA, 960 nt
Organism: Hevea brasiliensis (rubber tree)
Lineage: Eukaryota; Viridiplantae; Streptophyta; Magnoliopsida; Malpighiales; Euphorbiaceae
Product: iron-sulfur assembly protein IscA-like 1, mitochondrial
Exons: 3
Coding region: 247-663 (138 amino acids)
Biological process (GO): iron-sulfur cluster assembly
Cellular component (GO): mitochondrion; cytoplasm
Molecular function (GO): 2 iron, 2 sulfur cluster binding
Source: RefSeq, a predicted model, not a curated record